CAUCCUCGAAACGCGGUUUGUGUACGGUCGAGCAACGCGUAGGUCAUCAUGGUCUACAACUGGGAACCGCACAAAGAUGCAUUGUACAAACUCUACAUCGAAGAGCGCAAGUCGCUCGAGGAAAUCAUGCAGUACAUGCGUGACACCACGAACUUCGCUCCUUCGAAGCGUGCCUUCCAAACUCAGUUCAAGCGUUGGGGAUUUCCCUCGAAGCGAAAGCCUGCUCACCGUGAUGAAGACUUGGUGGAACGCGUGAGGCAAUUAUGGGAAGCCAACUACAGCCAAAGAAACAUGCUUGCUGUGCUUCAUGCAGAAGGCCACGAUAUCAAGGAGCGGGAGUUGAUGAGAUUGCGUGCCAAACACCGCUGGUUGAUGCGCAUACCCAACGGUGCUAAGCAGACACCUGCCGAUGAAGAGGAGGCUUCACUCGAGGCACAAUUGAUCCGGGCUGCUCAAGAAGAGGGUGCACUCAUUGAAUCGGCUCCGCCACCUCAACCUGGUACUGCUGACGAACCACCUGAGGAGUUUGUUCAAAAACAAAAGGAGAGACUCGAACAACUCAAGGCGAUCAGUGACGAGAGACGUCAGAAGAAGAAGCGUCGUCGCAGAACCAAAGGGUACGCCGGACUCCCAGCCGACCCUCCCGGCCCACCUCGAUUUCCCUCCGAGACCACGCUCGAGGAAAGCAGAGAGAUACUGUCUCUCAGCACGAAGCAGUAUCGCGCAAUCCGUGAUCAGUUCCAGGCUAUGUGCGAAGCUGAGGGACUUCUUCAGAAGACUGUGGCCGGAGCCGAGAAGUGGCACGCCAUCAAAACUCGACUGAUCAGUGAGAACGAUCUCCUGCAGGCCAGAUUCUAUACUGCUUCUGCGGAUCCUCAAGAAACCCAGACAAAAGAGCUCGCGUUGGAUGUUAUUUGCACAGAUGUGACGAAACGUCUUCGAACCAUGGGCCGUCGCCUGACCAUCCUCGAGUCGAAAAAUGUUCUCGGCCUGAAUCCCGAGCAGAGUCGACAGAUCCGUAGUGGCUUCUACGACAUCCUGUUGGCAGAGCACUACACCAGUAAGAUUGAAAUGGGACCCGACAAAUGGCAGGAACUCAAGGACCGCUGGAUCGCCACUACUCCUUUGUUGCAGCAGAUACUGGCCCCCGGCGAGGAAGAUCCCGAGCACGAGAAGAAGAAGGCUGCUCUAGAGCUGCUGUGCCGCGAUGUGAUGAAACGGGUCCGAGACGAUCGAGCAAAGAAGAACGGCACCUUCAGGCAGAAGCCCGCCCAGUCUUCAACUCGGCCCGAAAUCGAGGAGACCGGUCAGGCUACUACAGACGGCGCCUACGCACCCUUGCAGCCAGUCAAUCCGUACAGUGAAGUCUCAAAUCCAGUACAGAAUACUGAUUUAUCGGAUCUUCAAAUCGACCCCAAUCUGCUGCAAGCCGCCGAUGAUGGAGCUCCACCGAUCUCUGCCAUGACACCUGUUUAUAUCCGUCCACAUCCGAAGUCGACCUUGUACAGCAAUACCAAGAUGUGGCUAGGUUCGUUGUCCGCUCGUACAGUGCAAGAACUCCAGGCGAUCCUCGCGAUUAAAUAUCCGAAUGCCAAACCUGCUCGCAUUGAUGGGAUUGAGAAAGAUGCUGCCGGCAAUGAGAUAUCCUACCUGAUUGAAGAAGACGACGAGCUCGACGCUUAUCUUGAUCAUGUUCAGGGCCGCAAGGCGACAUUUGUUGUCUUACUGCAGAACGCUUGAUCACUCACGUCUUGAAUGGCUUCAUGCUGAAUAGUCCACGGGAGAAUCACUUGACACUGUGGCUUCGAAGGAUGUGGUGUCCAUCGCUAUGGCGUUCUAUGGCUUAUCAAUGGUGAGAGGUGGAUUGGGAGGCGUAAUGGAGAUACCCCUGGAGCUCAUGUGCUCGCUUCUUUUUCGGUCAUUCUGGAGUGGCAAGCGUCGCCGAAGAGCAUGUUUACGAAGCGUGCGAUUAUGAUCAAGCAUCGUUACCGCCCAUGACAAGAUGAAGGCAGCUCUGCUGUGCGUAACUGACAAUGGACAAGUUGUGAAGGCACGGUUGCCGCUCAAUUUCUGUUCAGUCCGAGGGACACCACGAACAAUUAUCCACCACGCUGGCAUUAUCUCACAGCAAUGUACGAAGUAUGGAUAUGGAUUCAUCGUAGCAGGCAAAAAAGCCGUCACGACAGCCUAAUCGCUGUCGAUCUGACUUGCCACCUAAAACUCUCUGGCACACCAGACUUGGCG
This is a messenger RNA of Exophiala xenobiotica, 2244 nucleotides long. RefSeq lists its product as uncharacterized. The transcript is spliced from 3 exons. The coding region runs from base 49 to 1740 and encodes 563 amino acids. Lineage: Eukaryota; Fungi; Ascomycota; Eurotiomycetes; Chaetothyriales; Herpotrichiellaceae. The record is from RefSeq and is a predicted model, not a curated record.